Biomphalaria glabrata is the source of this 522-nucleotide messenger RNA. RefSeq lists its product as uncharacterized. Bases 1 to 522 code for a protein of 173 amino acids. The transcript has a single exon. NCBI's taxonomy places the organism in Eukaryota, Metazoa, Mollusca, Gastropoda, Planorbidae. The record is from RefSeq and is a predicted model, not a curated record.
AUGCAUACGUCGAGUGCUGACAUGCGUACAUCGAGUGCUGACAUGCGUACAUCGAUUGCUGACAUGCGUACAUCGAGUGCUGACAUGCGUAUAUCGAGUGCUGACAUGCGUACAUCGAGUGCUGACAUGCGUACAUCGAGUGCUGACAUGCGUACAUCGAUUGCUGACAUGCGUACAUCGAGUGCUGACAUGCGUACAUCGAGUGCUGACAUGCGUACAUCGAGUGCUGACAUGCGUACAUCGAGUGCUGACAUGCGUACAUCGCGUGCUGACAUGCGUACAUCGAGUGCUGACAUGCGUACAUCGAGUGCUGACAUGCGUACAUCGAGUGCUGACAUGCGUACAUCAAAAACUGACAUGCGUACAUCGAGUAUUGACAUGCAAACAUCAAGUACUGACAUGCGUACAUCGAGUACUGACAUGCAAACAUCGAGUGCUGACAUGCGUACAUCGAGUACUGACAUGCGUACAUCGAGUACUGACAGCGUACAUCGAGUACUGACAGCAUACAUCGAGUACUGA